GAACAGAACUUCUGAGAAUGCGCUGUGUGAACUUUCCAAAGAAGGCAAUACAUGUGAGAGGACCCACAUGGUAGCAGCAGUUCAUUUGGAACCUGGCUGGUGGCUUUUAUCUUGGAUUUGAGGAUUUCACAAGCACACGGAGAUGCCUACAUGUAUAUAGCACAACUUGGAUGUUUAUCUCAAUGAUUGCUCCAGUUUGCAAAGAGCUGGCCCCAUCAACUGCAAAGGAGGGAGGGCCGCCUCUCCAACCUGGGGUGGCUACAUCUCGCUGCCAAAAUCUUUUGAAAUUUGGCACGGUUUUCGAAAGUCCGUGGAAAGAAAAAAAAAAACUUGCCCUAGCUUCGACUUCCAACUACGAAGACAGACCUGCUUCUUUCAACGGUUUUCACAGAUCUGGUGACCCACGCUCUGAAGUCAGAAUUAGCUAACUUUCAAAAACAUCUGGAAAAAUGAAGACAUGGUUAAAAAUUGUAUUUGGAGUUGCCACCUCUGCUGUGCUUGCUUUAUUGGUGAUGUGUAUUGUCUUACGUCCUUCAAGAGUUCACAACUCUGAAGAGAGUACAACACGAGCACUCACACUGAAGGAUAUUUUAAAUGGGACAUUUUCUUAUAAAACAUUUUUUCCAAAUUGGAUUUCAGGACAAGAAUAUCUUCAUCAAUCUACAGAUAAUAAUGUAGUAUUUUAUAAUAUUGAAACAGGAGAAUCAUAUACCAUUUUGAGUAAUACCACCAUGAAAAGUGUGAAUGCUUCAAAUUAUGGUUUAUCACCUGAUCGGCAAUUUGCAUACCUAGAAAGUGAUUAUUCAAAGCUUUGGAGAUACUCUUACACAGCAACAUAUCACAUCUACGACCUUACAAACGGGGAGUUUAUAAGAAGAAAUGAGCUUCCUCGUCCAAUUCAGUAUUUAUGCUGGUCGCCUGUUGGGAGUAAAUUAGCAUAUGUCUAUCAAAACAAUAUCUAUCUGAAACAAAGACCAGAAGACCCACCUUUUCAAAUAACAUAUAAUGGAAAAGAAAAUAAAAUAUUUAAUGGAAUCCCAGACUGGGUUUACGAAGAGGAAAUGCUUGCUACAAAAUAUGCUCUCUGGUGGUCUCCUAAUGGAAAAUUUUUGGCGUAUGCAGAAUUUAAUGACACAGAGAUACCAGUUAUUGCCUAUUCCUAUUAUGGUGAUGAACAAUAUCCUAGAACAAUAAAUAUUCCAUACCCAAAGGCUGGAGCUAAGAAUCCUGUUGUUAGGAUCUUUAUCAUUGAUGCCACUUACCCUGAGCAUAUAGGUCCCAGAGAAGUGCCAGUACCAGCAAUGAUAGCCUCAAGUGAUUAUUAUUUCAGUUGGCUCACAUGGGUUACUGAUGAUCGAAUAUGUUUGCAGUGGCUAAAAAGAAUCCAAAAUGUUUCAGUCUUGUCUACAUGUGAUUUCAGGGAAGACUGGCAGACAUGGAACUGUCCAAAGACCCAGGAGCAUAUAGAAGAAAGCAGAACUGGAUGGGCUGGUGGAUUCUUUGUUUCAACACCAGUGUUCAGCCAUGAUACCAUUUCAUACUACAAAAUAUUUAGCGACAAGGAUGGCUACAAACAUAUUCACUAUAUCAAAGACACUGUGGAAAAUGCUAUUCAAAUUACAAGUGGCAAGUGGGAGGCCAUAAAUAUAUUCAGAGUAACACAGGAUUCACUGUUUUAUUCUAGCAAUGAAUUUGAAGGCUACCCUGGAAGAAGAAAUAUCUAUAGAAUUAGCAUUGGAAGCCAUUCUCCAAGCAAGAAGUGCAUUACUUGCCAUCUAAGGAAAAAAAGGUGCCAAUAUUACACAGCAAGUUUCAGCGACUAUGCCAAGUACUACGCACUCGUCUGCUAUGGCCCAGGCCUCCCCAUUUCCACCCUUCAUGAUGGCCGCACCGACCAAGAAAUUAAAAUCCUGGAAGAAAACAAGGAAUUGGAAAAUGCUUUGAAAAAUAUUCAGCUGCCCAAAGAAGAAAUUAAGAAACUUAAAGUGGAUGAUAUUACAUUGUGGUACAAGAUGAUUCUUCCUCCUCAGUUUGACAAAUCAAAGAAGUAUCCCUUGCUAAUUCAAGUGUAUGGUGGUCCCUGCAGUCAGAGUGUAAGAUCUAUAUUCGCUAUUAGUUGGAUAUCUUAUCUUGCAAGUAAGGAAGGGAUAGUCAUUGCCUUGGUGGAUGGUCGAGGAACAGCUUUCCAAGGUGACAAACUCCUGUAUGCAGUGUAUCGAAAGCUGGGUGUUUAUGAAGUUGAGGACCAGAUCACAGCUGUCAGAACAGGAAGCCACAAAUUCUAUUGAUUUUUCACAAUAACAUAAAUGACGCUUAGAACUGAAAUGAAGAUUGGACCAGAGGCUGUAACUGUCUACCUUUACCUCCUCUGAGCCAUUUUUGGAUGGAACCUGAAGACAGUUUUUGUACUGUAGAUCAGACAUAUGUUCACUCAUUGACUCAGCCAUUCAAGAGCAGGUGAAGUAGUAUAUGCAAUUACAAUACUCUGUAUAAAAUCAUGCAAUUCACAAUCUCAACUUUCAGUGCACUUACAGUUUCUGAAGAGAGAAUAAACCACAUGGAACUUUCUGUAUUUACCUCAGUGAACAGGGGUGUCUGUGUGGCCCAUGCAAACUGCGUCUACAGCAAUGGAGAUGCCAACUGGCCUUCACCUUGCUUGAAGCCACUAUUCUGCAAAAGUAUAAGGGAGGCCUUGAAGCCUGAUGUUUUGAGAAGACAAAAGCUAGAGAAUAGAUUCAUAGUGAUAAUUCUGGAAAGAAUUCAAUCACAUAUUUUCCAGAGAAAUAUUUUAGGAAUCAGACCCUGAAUGUCUGACCUGAAGACUUGGGAUUGUAAUCCCUCUAUGAUAGCCCUCCAACUCUUGUUGCUGUCUUUCAGUCACUAAACUGUGUCUGAUUCUGCAACCCCAUGGACCAUAGUCCACCAGGCUUCUCUGUCCAUGGUCCUCAAAUUACCUCUUCCUGCAAAAAAAAAAAAAAAGAAAAUGAAAUUUGUUUCCUUGAAUCUCUUAGGAAAUGCAAUCAGGCUAAAUUUUUUACAUAGCAAAAAAAUCAUAUGUACAUAUUUGAAAAUACUAGUCAAGGUUGAGAAAUAAAUUCAACGAAGCAAAGCAGGGGGAAAAAAAAGCCCUAAGCUGCACAAAUUUUGAAUGCCCCAAAGGAAAUGCAUUUGAGGUCAAAGCUUAAGUAAAACUGAGACCUAUGUUCUUCAGUCUCCUUUGCAAGUGGUACACAUGUGAGUCCCUUAAAGCUUCAGUAGUUAUAGGGUCAAAUCUGCUCAUUUGGGGUAAGUUCGGCACUUUAGACUUUCCCACUAUUUUGAAACUUUAUAUAACUUCAGGGAUAGUGAUAAGAAUUAUAUGAGAAACAAUAUACUGUUAUACAUGAUACCAAUAAAAACAUUUCC
Bubalus bubalis (water buffalo) is the source of this 3405-nucleotide messenger RNA. It is a transcript of the gene FAP, whose product is annotated as fibroblast activation protein alpha. Lineage: Eukaryota; Metazoa; Chordata; Mammalia; Artiodactyla; Bovidae. Gene Ontology annotation, molecular function: serine-type endopeptidase activity; dipeptidyl-peptidase activity. Gene Ontology annotation, biological process: proteolysis. The record is from RefSeq and is a predicted model, not a curated record. Bases 450 to 2288 code for a protein of 612 amino acids. The transcript has 22 exons.